GGACCAGGUGGGGGCUGGAAUUUCUCCGCUGGAAAGAAGCAGCAGAGCCGGAUGGAUCCUCCGUCUACCUCUCUCGGGUGGUGGUGCUGCUGCUGCUGUGCGAGGUUGGGAGGGAGACGCAGGCGAGGCCGGAGAAGGAGGGAGGAGGAGAGAAAGUAGCAAGGGAAACGUUUAAAAAGCCUCUGUGUAUCAUGAUAUUUCACAAGACAUGGUUGUUAUCAAGACUGAGAAGGUGGAUGAAGGCUGCAGUAAUGAUGGAGGAAACUGCGAGGCCCAGGAGUCUCAGCCUUCUCCUCUGGCCCUGCUAGCAGCCACAUGCAGCAGGAUUGAAUCUCCCAAUGAGAACUCUGAUGGUUUACAGGGGCAACAGGGAGGCUCAAGUGAACUAGACCUUGCUGCUGCAACUCAAAUCUCCCAAAGUGCAAAUGGCUGGCAAAUAAUUUCCACUGCUUCUGGAACGUCUGAUUCUCCCAAAGAUUUGGGGAAUAGCGGCAAUGAAGACAACGAUUCAUCAUCCAAAAACCGAGCUGCCACCACUGGGCAGUAUGUGGUUGCUGCCACCCCAAAUAUGCAGAACCAACAAGUUCUGACGGGCUUAUCAGGGAUGUUGCCGAAUAUUCAGUAUCAGGUGAUUCCCCAGUUUCAAACUGUGGAUGGGCAACAGUUGCAGUUUACCACAGCUCCCACUCAAGUGAGUGUCCAGCAAGAUGCCUCUGGCCAACUGCAGAUAAUUCCAGGAACUAACCAACAGCUCAUUACAAACAGGUCUGGCACAGGCAAUAUCUUGGCUGCCAUGCCAAAUCUUCUGCAGCAGGCUGUCCCCAUUCAGGGAGUAAAUACUCUCUCAGGGCAAACCCAGUAUGUCACCAACGUCCCCCUGGCUUUGAACGGCAAUAUCACCUUAUUGCCUGUCAAUAGCAUUGCUGCCAGUUUGGCCCCCACAUCUCAGUCAGUUACUCUAAGCAAUUCUAGCUCUCCGGAGAAUAGCUCUCAGACAGUUUCUGUCACGUCAAUCAGUUCCUCAAGUGUGGCUGCGACUCAAGCCAAUACCGCCUCUUUUUUCACCAAUGCUAACAACUACAGUGCCACUACCACCACCAGUAAUUUGGGCAUCAUGAAUUUUUCUACUAGCGGCAGCGUGGGAACAAACGUUCAGGUGCAGGCGCCAGGGAGGACAAACAGCACUCAGAAUGCCGAUGCUGUGCAAGUUGCAGUCCAGCAAGGACAACAGAAAGAUAUUGAUCAAAACCACCACCAGCAGCAGCAGCAGCAGCAGAUCCUAGUGCAGCCUCAACUUGUUCAAGGAGGACAAGGCAGCCAGACCUUUGCUCCUCAAGAUGCCCUGCAGAACCUGCAGAUCCAGGCCCUCCCCAACACUGGUCCGAUCUUCAUUCGAACGCCCACUGUAGGGCCAAAUGGACAAGUCAGCUGGCAAACUAUUCAACUUCAAAACCUUCAGGUCCAAAAUCCGCAAGCUCAGACAAUCGCUUUGGCUCCCGUGCAGGGGGUGUCCCUGGGGCAGACGGGGAGCACCAGCACAACACUCACACCGAUAGCUUCGGCCUCUCUACCCAGUGGCACGGUCACUGUAAAUGCCGCUCAGCUAUCCUCUGUACCGGGCCUUCAGACCAUCAACCUUGGGGCCCUGGGAUCUGGCAUCCAAGUUCAUCAGCUGCAAGGGCUCCCUCUCACCAUAGCCAAUGCCUCUGGUGAUCAUAAUACCCACCUUAGCCUCCAUAGUACUGCUGGUGAUGGGCUGGCUGAUGAUGGAACCACUCUGGAAGAAGGGGAAGCUAGUCCAGAUGCCCAGCCACAGCAAGUCCGAAGAAUGCGCAGAGAAGCCUGCACCUGCCCUUACUGCAAAGACAACGAUGGCAGAGGCUCCGGGGACCCUGGCAAAAAGAAGCAGCACAUCUGCCACAUCCCAGGCUGUGGGAAAGUGUAUGGGAAGACAUCUCAUCUGCGAGCUCACCUUCGAUGGCAUACUGGUGAACGGCCAUUUGUUUGCUCAUGGACGUAUUGUGGCAAGCGUUUCACACGCAGUGAUGAGCUACAACGACACAAGCGAACACACACUGGAGAGAAAAAAUUUGCCUGCCCCGAGUGUCCCAAGCGCUUCAUGAGGAGCGACCAUCUUUCCAAGCACAUCAAGACCCACCAAAACAAGAAGGCAGGCGCUCCCAACAGCGUGGCUAUGGACGUCUCUGCGGUCGCCAUUGAUGCGAAUGCUUCUACCGAGAGCACCGGUGGGGCAACCCCUUCAGCCCUCAUCGCAACCAAUAUGGUGGCCAUGGAAGCCAUCUGCCCAGAAGGCAUUGCACGCCUUGCAAGCAGUGGCAUCAAUGUCAUGCAAGUGGCCGAUCUCCAGUCGAUCAACAUCAGUGGCAAUGGAUUCUGAGGAUCUGUCUGAUCUUGUACAAACGUGAGCGUCUCAAGAUCCAAGAGAUGCCUUUCACGACACAAGUGUGACGGAAGAUGGGGACUCCGCUGCCCCAUAUAGCUUUCAGAUACUAUUUCUGUCUCCCAGGAAUAUUGUGUGCAGAAUAAGGUCUGCUUGCUGUAUAGGUCAGCCUGGUGAUGCCUAGAGUGAAUACUUGGGAAAUGGGAAUGGCCCAGAACUGAUUCAUUCAUGUUUAUUUUGCUUUUUCUUCCCCUCCCCCAUUAGGUCUCUUCACCUUUAUUAGGUACCCCCAUGCCAUCAUGCCUUGGUUCUAAAUGUAUAUGAUCAUUGAAAUACUUUUUAGCAGAAAAAAAAAUCUAUAUUAUUAUUGUUAUUAUUGUAAUUAUAUAAAAUUAUAAAAUAUGUUCUUUUGGAUGAAAGAGAUUAAAAAGUGCUGCAACCAAAGUCUUUGGUUGUAGUUCAGAUGCCUUAACUUGGAACUUAUUGAGCUGUUAAACGGCGCUCAGGCUUAUGUUCAGAUGCUAUAUUGCAUUUUAAUUGUAACUAUAAAAAUAUAAAUUUAGCUUUUCUUAUGCUUAACCUUUGUCUCCCCCCCCCCCCGCCUUCCCCCAUGUUCUGUUCCUUACUUGAUUAGACUCUCAUUCACAAAAAAAAGUUACUUCCUGAUAAUUUCCACUUUUCUCUAUUUGGAGAAAGGAGUGUCUAUUUAAGUCCCUGUCGCCUUUUUUUCUACCCAAAGUGGUAGGGUCCAUGACCCACUGUGUGUUCUGAACUUGCAAGGGAAAAUGAGCCUUAGGAAAGAUGAAAACGUGACACACAAUUUACGUUCCUUGCGUUUCAAAUGCAUGAAUUCAACUUUUAGCCUAAGGGGGAUUCUUUCCAGUUCCCAGUGUAAAGCGGUGAAUCCUCUUUGUUUAAAAAUAUUUGUGCAUGCAUACAAUCCAGGGGAUCUGAACACCAGGAGUGCUGGAGAGGUCUCCAUAUGUGUUUUGGCUCAACUCAAGCCAUUUUACUACAGUGCAAGUUGAAACUAUAGUAUUGGACUCUGUUGUGAUUUGUUUAAGAUCUUGACAAAUGUUAUGGCCAUGUCGUUAAAGGGAAAAAGAAGAAGUCUGGGUUCUUUUAGCUUGAGAUACUGCAUUGCUGUGAAACACUAAGGGACUUGCCAAGGUCUUUCCAAAUUGACAAAUGAUCCAAUAUUUGGCUCAGGUGCUGGGCACUCCAUUGAGAAUAAACUAUGAAUUGGCUUUUGUAUCUCCUAUUUGUAACUUCUUUUUAGCAAUUUAGUGCAUGCUGGCCAGCUUGCUCCCUUUCCAAGGUUACAUACACCCUUAUGAGAACAAUUAUAAGGAAAUUGCAACAAAGGGAACUAAAGUGGAAGUUCAGAUACCAAAGAAAUAAGUGAAGAAAGCCAGUGCUUAGGAGAUUAGAAAAAGUGAUGCUUGAGAGUAGUUGUGGAAUCUCUGUUAAGGAGUGGGGCCUUAUGACACUCACCUCCACCCCAGGAAGUCUUCAGACAGUUCAGGAUUUGUUCCUAAAAUCUCUUCUGUUUAGUGUGAACCACUUAGACAAAUUGUUCAGUACCUUACCAGGUUGAUCAGUCCUAUGUCCUUUUCCCUCUGCUACUUAAAACAAGCAGCUCCGCAGAUAGCAUGACAGAUUUUGUUUUAUUAAGUAUUGAGGGAAAUUUUUAAUUGUUACAUAGCCUUCAUGAAGCUCCUGCCUCUUGCAUACUUCAGUGCUGGUCAUGUGCAUGGUGAAUUUCUAUGCCCCAGAAAGUUCACGAAGGGUCCAUGAAUUGUUGCUGGGGUAUUAUAUAGCUGGCCAUUAUUUCCGUUGCUUUGCUCUGAACUUUUCUCAUCGCUUCACUCCUCAGUAGCUUAAAAGCCAGUUUAUUGUUGUUUUUCCUCUGCCUUUGUUAUAAAGUGUUGUGUUGGUAACGUUUUGAUGCCCCUCUUGCCAUGUCCUGUUCUGUUUUCCUUUUAUUGUGUUGACCCUCCUCCUCCUCCUCUUGCCUCCAUCUGGAGCCGUGUACCAGAAUCAUAUGAUUUAUAUAUCUAUAUCUAUAUAUGUAUGUAUGCAUGUUGCAGUGGUUUAGCAGAGCUGAAUUACAACAUCAUUUUCAUCAGGGACAGGGAGAAAAGGUCAUCAUUUUUCCUUCCUCAGGACAACAUUCGAGUUAAGAUUAACAGUCCCCAAAAUUGUCCAGGUGCUUGCAUCUGCAGAUCCUUGGAGUCCCUUACCUGGAGUUGGAUAACGCUUUCAUGAUCUUGUGUGAGUUUUUAACAAGAGUAUUCUUGUUUCACAAAUGCUGCUGGUUGAGCUGAGAGAGGAUGGAAACAAGACCAAAAAGCAUAAGCAUCGUAAAGCAUAUCAAAAACAAAAAAAGCCAUGGUGUAAAUCGUUGACUUCUAUAGUGGUUGUGAAUUAUUUGCACCGGUGAAUUGCUUUUGCUCAAUUUGUAUUGGCUGAGAUGAAAUGAUCACUCCUUGCUUAGCCUUUUCCCUUUUUCUCUAUGAUUUCUUUAUUCAUUUUGAUGGAUUGGGUUGUAAAGGGCAGACUUAUACGAGUAAUGUAAGAAACAUACAGCAAACAUAAGAAACCUACAACAAAUAUAAAGGAAUGUACAACCAGGAGGACUGAGUAAGUAUGUAACUCAAGCAUUUUAUUAAGAAAGAGUUUCCUUGUCCAGAAAGUAGGGAUUUGUGAUCUUAUACUGCUGUUAGAUUAGAGGUAAAGCAGAUUGUAUUUCUAACACAGUGCAACUCAAAAGCAAGAUAAUAUUUUAGGGUCUUGGAGUUGGAUGUUCCAGAGUCUUCAAGUACUGUAAUACCAUUACUGAAAUAAUUGGAUAAAGGCAUUAUUUGCCACAGCGAAGGGAGCUUGAUAUUCUAGAUCAGGAGUCUCCAACCGUGGCAAGUUUAAGACUUGUGGACUUCAACUCCCAGAAUUCCUGAGCUAACGUGACUGGAGGAGGAAUUCUGGGAAUUGAAGUCCACAAGUCUUAAAGCUGUCAAGUUUGAAGAGCCCUGGUCUAGAUAAAUUUAGUCCCAUGUAGUAUGCAGCAAUAAAUAAAUUGCCCCAUAACUCAGGCUGCUGGCUUAUUCCUGCUAUUUUAAACUCCUUGCUUCAAGAUUGUCUUAGCAGUUAUUUCUUUUUUGGGGGGGUGGGGGGAACAGUAUGAUACCUACAAUGCCCAAGUUGUCAUCCAAUUUUCAAAUCUGGGAAAGGAGAAACAUGUUUUUUUUUGGGGGGGGAGUAAAAAUGCUCCAGAUCUCAUGACCUUUUUUGUUUACACACCCAAAACACCCACAAAUUUAUUAUAUACACAAUAUGUCGGAUUGCAGGAUAGAUAGUUCCCACUUUCUGAAAGAAUCGUUGUUUCUUUUCCCCUUUAAACUUCCCUAUAAUGCCAGAUCGUGCUUGUUAAUAGCAUCCAUUAUCAAGUAUCUGUUUUCCUAGCAGAUGUGGUGUUAAUGGAAUGCUGCUAUGACCUAAUCAUUUUUCUUCUGCUACAGAAAAUUACCACUAGCAUUUUCUCAAGUGCUACACUGGUCUGUAUAAAAGCCUAUCUACUCACAUUUACACAUUUUCGCAGCUGAGGAAACAGCAUCCUUUUUUAAAAAUGCACUGGAUAGUUUUUGUUAUUUUGAACAUGGCUUUCUCACUCAGUUCAGUGUGACUUGUAGAAGGGAUCCAUCUUUCAUCUGUAAAUGAUUUUUUUUUUUUUUGGUCUUAACAGACUUUCUGAGUCUGGUGUCUCAGGUUGCCCGUCACAGAUUUAUGAGUCUCUCUCUUCUCGGCUCCUCCUGUUUGUUUUCUAAAGAGCAAUGUUUAGUUUACAGCUAUUGCUGCAAGUCAGGAAGCCAGAAGGAGGGUUCCCGGUUAGUGAUAGAAAUCCAAUAAAUCUGUGAAGCGUGAACCCUUAAGGGAAGGGAAGAUGCUAUUAUAAAUCUCUUUACUUUCGAAGGGCAGAAAUAAGGAGAGAGGGUGAGCAUUUUUAUUUGUAACAAUCUAAAUCUUAAAAAUGAACUGGGUGCAUGGAAGAAUUCUGUCUGGGGAAUAAUACAGAAUUUGAGGUCCCUUGGUAGAUGGCAGUAUUUGUUUCUCCUAAGGAGUGUAAACAAUAUCUCAUUGCAGCACCCGGUGACAAUUACUAUUGUGCCUUUUUUUUUUUUUUUUUUUUUGUCAUACGCUUUUUCUGUGUUUCUGCUAGAAUUGAACGUAUUUUCUGCAAUGUCCAAAGCAAACGUAUGCAUGGUAUAUGCCAAAUAUUUAGCAGAGUAUUGCGGAAAGUGAUCUUUACAAAGAUUAUCUAUUGCAUAGUAGUAUUGAAUUCCUUACGUAUGUAUCCCUCUUCCCGCCACCACCCUGAUCUAAAAAUGCUGUUUUGGUUUUCAAAACCAAGCAGAGAAAUAUUCAACUCAGGUCAUUUUUUUUUUUAAUUUCAUAUGUAAAUAAUAUUGUCUGAAAUAGGCUCUUAUAUGUACUAUCACUGAACAUAAUAGCAGUUACAGAAAAAUUGACAGAAGAACAUGUAGUAAGUGCCUUUCCUGGGACUCAAAAAAAAAAAAAAAGAAGUCAAAAUCAAAAGUGGAAAUGGAAAUUAUCAUUGGCUUGAGACCACCUCGGUUGCCUUUUUGGUAAGCCUGUGACACUUUCAAUAGCACUGUAUUAAAUUUGUAAUUUUGCAUUUCAUUUAAACUCCUGAUUAGUUGUUUUUAAAUGUCCUGAGACAUGAAUCGGCACCACUACUUGUAGCAUCACUUAGUUUUUUCCUUCUGUCGUAAAAGAGGUUUGUUGCAUUAUUUGGUUUUAGCUCAGCAGACAAGGACUCAGAUCUUUAAAGUCUUAAUGUAACCACAACUGUUUACUAUGUCUGCUUGAAUGCGUAAGAGAGGUGUGCUCUUUGAAGUGGUGCCCUUGGAGAAAUUUGAUCUCUCCACAUGGGCAGCCGUGUAGGAAUAUCUUUGGUGCAGAAGGAUCAGGCCUACCUUCUGUUUCUCCCCCCCCCUUUCUUUUUUUUUUUUUAAAGUGUUGUCCACACUUUUAAGCGGCAGUGGCAUCCCCAUUUGGGGCCGCCAUUUUUCCAUUGUUCAGUUUUGUUUUAUAACGUUGUUUGCAGUGACUGUUCUUGUGACCCAGUCAGAAUGAUAGCGUGAUCCUUGGUUAACUGCUGGGCUGAGAAUGUCUGUUGCUUCCAAAAGAUGGCCUCUGCUUACAAAGGACACACACACACACACACACAAACUAAAAUAACAUCCUUUUCUGUGUGUAUGUAUGCUCAGAACAAAGCUUAGUUAUUUGUAUGAUCAGCACUAUUGGUAGACUUGAGUUGUGUUUGGUUUUUUUUUUUUAAAGGAGCAUCCCUUUCUGGAGGCUAUUUCUUUAGGGUGAGGUUUGUUGUCUUAUUGAAUACUUUCCCAUCCCAGAUGGAAGGGCUUCAUAAAUUUUGAAAAUGACUGUCCAAUGAGAGAGGGCAGGGUAAGCCAUUAAUUGGACGCAUGCUGCAUGUGUGAAUGUGUCUCAGUUCUAAGAAUAUUAUUAAUUGAGGAUCGUUUAAACAUGUAGUUGCAAGCUGAGUCUUGGAAAAGCUUUACUGAGCCGCUGUUAAUACAAACUGGCCUUAAUAUAAAAUGUGUACAUAAAAGGAACCUCCUCCUUCCAGAUGGUAAAAUCUGUUUAAUUUUUAUAUUAUCUUCAAAUUACUUGCAAUGCUGUUUUGGAAUAAAAUGUGCCUUUCCUUUUAUAAACAAGAAUUGUAUAUAGUUAAGCCAAUGCCAUCAGCCUUAAGAGAUCUCUGUAGCAUUUUGUGCCUUGAGCCAGACUUUUCUAUAUUAAAAUCUUGUCACAAUCCAGUUUAAAUGGUCCACAGGCGUCCAGUAAUUAAUUUAAUUUUCCUAAUCCACUGGCAAAAGGAUGAGCACUUGCUUUUCACAUAUUCUGUGGUGAUGGUUGGGCAGGAGAGAAUUUCGGCUCAGAUUCCAUUAAACAGUGCAUGUGCUUUUACAUCAUCUCCAACAGAUAGUAAUUCCCUUCCAUGGUUGCCUUUAUAUUUGUUCCCAGGAAGUGGGGAAGUGAGAAGUGAUCUAAGGUGGAUGCAUUUUUUUUUAAUUAUUACUUUUGUUUUUUCUGG
This is a messenger RNA of Pseudonaja textilis, 8537 nucleotides long. Lineage: Eukaryota; Metazoa; Chordata; Lepidosauria; Squamata; Elapidae. The record is from RefSeq and is a predicted model, not a curated record.